AAGUGCCUUGCCCAGGGGCACAUCGACCUAUGGCAGGAGAAAACUGAAAUCGAACCCACAACCUUCUGAUUGCAAGACGACUACUCUUCCUACUGAGCCACAGUCGCCUCAGAUGGUAGUGAGACCUACUGUGAUGGAUGGAGACGUUGGCACAGACUCAGACAGGAGGAGGAAAGUGGAGAUUUUCAGGAGGGAUCAACUUGGACAGGAAGUCUCUGAGGGAAACUUCCUCCUAAACAGUGUUGAUGACUCUGUGGUUUGGAGAACUGGAGAGUAGUCUAGCUAUCCAAACAUCUCCUCGCUGACAGGACAUCCACAUGAACUUCAGCAGGUUCUUCAGUGUGUCGCUGGACAACUGGAGGAAAAUGGCUCAAUGAUGAUUCCAGACCCACAGAGUCUCUCCUCAGCUCCAGAACCAGCUGCAGAUCAAGCCAAACCCAAACGGCGUCACCGCUGUUCGAUUUGUGACCGGGAGUUUGCUGGUCCGUCCCGUCUGGCGGAUCACGUAGCCACACACUACGGGUACAAACCCCACAGCUGCUCCAUCUGCGGCAAACGCUUCACCAAGAAGGUCAACGUGUUGGUCCACCAGCGGGUUCACACCGGCGAGAAACCGUACUCCUGCCCCGACUGCGGGGUCAGCUACGCCCAGCGGGGCUGCCUGCGGAGGCACCUCCUCAUCCACUCCCCCGAGAAGCCCUUCAACUGCUCCUUGUGUGGGCGGGGCUUCGUCCAGCGGCGGUACCUCGUCCAGCACGAGCGGACUCACACCGGGGAGAAGCCGUUCUCCUGCUCGCUGUGUCCCAAACGCUUUGCCUCCCGAAGCGGGCUCUCGGAUCACCAGAAAACCCACCAGGAGCAGAAACAACAUUCCUGCUUGCUCUGUGGGAAAACUUUCACCUCUGCUUCGUCUUUCAGGGAUCAUGUUAGGAACCACACAGGACGCAAGCUCCACCCCUGCUCGCUGUGUGGGAGGAGCUUCAACCGACCGAGUCUCUUGAAGAAACACAUGCAGAAACACGCUGAUGGGACUUUCGAAAAGGAAGAAGCUUCACUUCGCUGCCUUCUGUGUCAGGAGGACUUCUCCUCGAUCAAAGAGGCGAAAGAGCACGAACAGCGCCACCACACGACGUCCCGGUUCGCCUGCGACAUCUGUGGCCGAGCGUUCACCCGAUCGUCCCAGCUGAAGGAUCACAUGAGGUCCCACACCGGAGAGCGGCCGUUCCAGUGCGACGUCUGUAAGACGCGCUUCACGCUGCUGAGAGCCCUGAGGAAACACCAGAAGAUCCACAGCAGGCAGGAAAGCCGGGCCCACACGACUCCAGGUGGUGGUCCGGAGCGGCCAGCAACAGAACCGGAAUCAGAGGAGCUUCCCGAUGAUCUGAAGGUGAAGAACCAUGGAGAUGAGACGCUGCCUUCACUGACCGACCAGAGCCCCAUCAGAACCAAGGAUCUGCACAUCUGCUCCCUCUGUGGGGAGAUCUUUCUGGAUCUGUCCACAUUGGAGGAUCACCAGAAAACCCACGAAGUCGCAGAGAAUCUUCCGCUUUGCUCACCGAGCACAGACACCCUGAGGACCUCCAGCAGUCCGAGGGCGAGUAAGAAAAAAAGGAACCACUGCUGCAGCAUCUGCUCCAGGAGCUUCCUGAAGCCCUGCCUGCUGCGAGAACACAUGAUGGUCCACAUCAGAGAGGGACAGCUCGCAGACCCCGCUGACAAGGAAUUCUGGCUCCACGUGAGGACUGGAGGUCAGAAGAAGAGAGUGAUGAAGGAGGUGGAAGAGGAAGGUGUAAAGAAACAGCAAUCAGGAGACCCCUCCACCUCUGACAACCUCCUCCUAUCUGAACUCCGACCUCCUGCUGGUAACCAUGGCGACCAGGGUGGCAGGUCCUCAGAAGAAAACAAAUGCGAGCAGCGUGAGGAAGAGGACGUCAGCGGUUUGAUCAACUCUGAUGGAGAAGAGGAGCGUUGGGAGCCGGAGCGCCAUGAUCCAAAGAGCCGCUCUGAUCCUCUGACUGACAGCAGCUCCGGAGAGAAAACCAGGAACUGCUGUCCAGUGUGCGGUCGGGACUGCUUCAAAGCUUCGGCUCUGCAGAAGCAUCUGCGGAUUCACUCUGGUGAACGUCCAUUCCAGUGUCCCACAUGCAGGAAAAGCUUCGUCCAGCUCGUCCACAUGACAGAGCACCAGAGGAUCCACACCGGAGAGAAACCCUUCACCUGCACCAUCUGCAGCAAGAGCUUCACCUUCUCCAGCGCCCUGCGCCGCCACCAGCGCGUGCACACGGAUGCCCGACCGUUCCAGUGCUCCGUCUGUCCAAAGACCUUCAAGCAGCUCUGCGUCCUGAAGAACCACCAGCUGACCCACACGGGCGUCCGUUACCAGUGCCCGCUGUGCAGCAAGAGCUUCAGCCGCGCCCUCGAGCUCACCUACCACAUCGACGUGCACUCAGACAAGAAUCCGUACUUCUGCAGCAUCUGCAAGAAGAACCUGAGUGGAGCCAGGAUCUUCCGCAAACACAUGAGGAAGCACGAGUCCGACAAGCCGCAGAUGGGAGCGGCUACGAUGGAGGCUGAGGUGGAGCUGGCGGAGACCGUCUGAGAGACGCUCAGGACGCUUAAUGAGGAGAGCCUUCAGCAGCCAAUCAGGGGAGGAGGAAGAGGAGGAGUCCCCUCAGAGGAACCAUUGAUGGACACGUAUCAUGUCAGAGUUCAUCUUUGUAUCACCAUCAUCAGAGUGAAUCAUGAGACCUUUGCUUUUAAACUUCAUACAAGAGCAGCAGAGACAUAUUGACAAACUUUAUUCAACAAGCUGACUGGUGGAGGUUUGGUGCUUCCCAUCACUCAGUCCUAACUGGUGCCUUGCUCAAGGACACGGUCAGAGCCUGAGUAUCUGACCUGGAACAGUCUUUUAAAUGUGAAUUAAUCUGCCACAGAGGAACCAGAUCCACAAUAAAUCCAUGAAUAAACCAAUAAAAAAGUUUGAUCCAGAUUAAA
Girardinichthys multiradiatus is the source of this 2994-nucleotide messenger RNA. Its product is annotated as zinc finger protein ZFP2-like. Gene Ontology annotation, molecular function: DNA-binding transcription activator activity, RNA polymerase II-specific; RNA polymerase II cis-regulatory region sequence-specific DNA binding. The record is from RefSeq and is a predicted model, not a curated record. Gene Ontology annotation, biological process: regulation of transcription by RNA polymerase II. The coding region runs from base 374 to 2599 and encodes 741 amino acids. NCBI's taxonomy places the organism in Eukaryota, Metazoa, Chordata, Actinopteri, Cyprinodontiformes, Goodeidae. Gene Ontology annotation, cellular component: nucleus. The transcript has 8 exons.